GUGUUGUGAGCAAACGUGUUAGCAUGACUUUUAUAAUUGGCCAAAAUUACGAUCCUAAAUCACGUCUCAUAUCGUAAUAUGCGACUAUAUAGAAAAAACAGAACACGUAUCUGAUAAAACUAAAGUCAUUGUGAAUAAUCACAAUUCGGCUAUAUAUAACCUGUUUUAUUGAUAAUGCAGCUCAGUUGCACAGAGUCCGGGACGGAGCAGCCAUGAUGUAUACGUACGUGGCGCUGGUGGCUACCGCCUGCUACCUGUUCUACCUCUAUGUGACGAGGAACUUCAGCUAUUGGAAGCAGCGCCAUGUUAACGGACCGCGUCCAGUUGCACUGUUCGGCAACCUGCAGGCCGCCGCGCUGCGGAGACAGAACAUCGCAGUCGUCUUCCGUGACAUCUACAGGCAGUUCCCCAACGAAAAAAUAGUCGGCAUGUACCGGAUGACGACGCCCUGUCUGCUCGUGCGGGACCUCGAUAUCGCAAAGGCCAUCCUCAUCAAGGACUUUGACUGCUUCUCGGACCGCGGCGUAUCCUUCAGCGAGCGCGGCCUCAGCAACAACCUGUUCCACGCAGACACCGACAUAUGGCGUGUUCUGCGCAACCGCUUCACACCCAUCUUUACCUCUACCAAGCUCAAGAACAUGGUGUACCUGAUGGAGCAGAGUGGGGACAGAUUCGUGGAGUACGUUCGGCAGCUGUGCGCCGAGGGGCAGGAACCGCAGUUGCACCGGCUUAUCCAGCGCUACACGGUAGCCACCAUCUCCGCUUGCGCGUUCGGUCUCGACUUCGAUACUAUCGCCGACAAGAUGCACGUGCUGCAGAAGCUCGACAACGUUAUUUUCUCGCCAUCAUUCAUCGACGAAGUGGACAUGAUGUACCCGGGGAUCCUAAGGAAGCUCAACAUAGAUAUUUUCCCGAAGGAUUUAUCAAAGUUUUUCGACACGCUAGUGACGACGGUGGUGAAUCAGAGGAAGGGCAAGCCAACCAACAGGAGAGACUUCAUGGACCUCAUCCUGGAGCUACGACAACAGAGCGAAAUCCAGGGCCCCAAGCGCUCGGUGGAGGAACAGCAGCGCACUCUGGAGCUGACGGACGAUAUUAUCGCCGCUCAGGCAUUCGUGUUCUAUGCAGGCGGGUAUGAGACCAGCGCUAGUACUAUGUCCUUCAUGAUGUAUGAGCUGGCGCGCAACCCCGACAUGCAGGAGAGAGUCAUACAGGAAGUAGACGAGGUAUUGAGGAAGCACGACGGCAAGGUAACCUUCGAGGCGCUCAACGAGCUCAAGUAUAUGGAGCAGGUAUUCGACGAAACACUCCGCCUGUACCCCAUCGUGGACCCGCUGCAGCGGCGCGCGCAGCAGGACUAUCGGAUCCCCGGCACCGAGUUGACCGUGAAGAAGGGCCAGAUGGUGUUCAUAUCAGCGGGCGGCAUACACCGCGACGAGCGAUACUACCCCGACCCGGAGAGGUUCGACCCGGACAGAUUUUCGCCAGAGAACUCGAGCAACAGACAUCCCUGUGCCUACCUGCCAUUCGGAGCCGGGCCCAGGAAUUGUAUCGGCAUGCGAUUUGCUAGAGUUCAAUCAAAAACAUGUUUGGCAAAGUUCUUCUCUGCGUUCCGAGUGUCCGGGGCGCCUGAAACGUUGCGUGAAGUACGGUUCGUGCCCAGAAGGUUCAUCCUGGCAUCCGAGGCGUUCAAGCUUACCAUUACACCGAGGAAAUUAUAAAUAUCUUGUUGCUGUUUAAAUUUCUAAAUGUCACUGAAAAAUUAUGUACAAAUAUUGUGAUAUCUCUAAGGAAAUUAACGAUACACAAAUGAUAACGUCCAUUUUAGUAAAAUAAAACUGUUGUGAAUUUUUUGCACUCGGACAAAUAUUAACACAGUCUGAUGAAAAUUAUUAAUGACCUCACUACAUCCGUACAUAGAUAUUAUUUU
Papilio machaon (common yellow swallowtail) is the source of this 1930-nucleotide messenger RNA. RefSeq names its product cytochrome P450 6B5. Gene Ontology annotation, molecular function: oxidoreductase activity, acting on paired donors, with incorporation or reduction of molecular oxygen; iron ion binding; monooxygenase activity. The coding region runs from base 213 to 1721 and encodes 502 amino acids. The record is from RefSeq and is a predicted model, not a curated record. The transcript has 3 exons. Lineage: Eukaryota; Metazoa; Arthropoda; Insecta; Lepidoptera; Papilionidae.